This is a messenger RNA of Patiria miniata (bat star), 14999 nucleotides long. Its product is annotated as mucin-3A-like. The transcript has 59 exons. Gene Ontology annotation, molecular function: calcium ion binding. NCBI's taxonomy places the organism in Eukaryota, Metazoa, Echinodermata, Asteroidea, Valvatida, Asterinidae. Bases 104 to 13615 code for a protein of 4503 amino acids. The record is from RefSeq and is a predicted model, not a curated record.
AACUUCUGAUGGAACAGCUGUGAAUGGUACAGACUAUACGGCCGUUACUGACACCCUAGACUUUCAGCUGACUAACAACAGAGUCGCUUUGAGUGUUCCAAUCAUGGAUAACGGCGUGGAAAACGAAGAUUACGUAUAUUGUUUCACCUUGACAUUGUCAAAUCCAAAUCCAGCUGGCACUCUUGGGGCAAACUCACAAGUCUGCAUCAUCGAUAAUGAUAAUUACUUUGGUGGUACUUGCCCCCCACCGGAAGCUGUGAUAGAAUCCAAUGGACAAGCAGUCAUUGAGGUCAAUGUCACCAGUGCUAGUGAUACUGCUGUCAUCACGUGGACCGACCCUACGCCUGCUGGUGUAGGGUGGACGUACACAUGCUUCCCUAUAGGGACGCCGCCUAGUAAUGAUUGUAACGACAGGGUUUCCUUUCCCAUUUCAUACACAUUCACUUCUAAUGGAUACAACAGAAGGAUUCUGGUCACAUACACGGUCUAUGCUACACUUAUACCAACAGUGACAUCGAAGCACUGUGAAUUUUACCUGCGUGUUCUUGAUCCGUUCCCCCCGGAGAUUACCUGCCCAAGUGAUAUUGUAGAAGCAGCAGGUGAAGGCAUCAUGAACGGCACGGCUGACUGGGUCGAACCAGUCGGCACAGACAACUCAGAAGUCACAACUAACUCGUAUUCGCCGCCUUUGUUUCUGAACAUCGGCUCCCAUGAGUUCACCUACACCGCUGUGGACAGCUCUGGAAAUGAAGCGUCCUGCUCUUUCAAUGUUGCUAUCACUGAUGGGACAGCCCCUGAGAUAGAUUGCCCAGCCAACAUCGACACAGACACAGAUCCCCAGCAGAGCUAUGCCACGGUGAUGUGGAAUGCACCCAAUGUCACGGAUAAUUCUGGUGAGGUGAUCGAACCAGUGCUGUCUUCGGCAUCCGGAUCCACAUUUGAAAUAGGCAACCACACCGUGGAGGUAACUGCCACAGAUUCCCACAACAACACCGGCAUGUGCUCCUUCACCGUUAUCGUUCGAGAUCUUGAACCUCCUGUGAUCACGUGUCCAGCUAACAUGACCGUUCCGACCAAUGCAAGUGUAGACAACGUAACACUGGCACUUCCUGAUCUGGCCUCGGCCUCCGACAACUUGGGAACAUAUGAUGUCAAAAUUGCCAUCGCUGACAUUCUGUACUCGGUGGGGGAGAGUGUAACGCUUUAUCUUGCGACUGGCGAAUAUGCACUACAGUACAAUGUUACUGACCCUGCAGGAAACAGCGAGAGUUGUUAUACAUUCCUCACCGUUGUCGAUGAGGAGGCGCCUACCAUCACCUGUCCAUCAGUGGGUUCAAGCACCACAGAUCUUGGCUUGCCAACUGCCAAUGUAUCCUUCCCUGAUGCUACUGCCUCUGAUAACUCCAUGCUGGCAGUCACAUUCAGUGCCAAUGCCACAUCCGAUACCCCUUUCAAUAUCGGUGAUACUGUUGUCCAGUUUGUCGCCACCGAUAACAGCGGGAACACUGACGAUUGCUUUUUCACCAUCACAGUAAUAGAUGAUGAGGACCCUGUGGUAGACUGCCCUAUGAACAUUGAAGUCGAUGCAGACCUGGGACAGAACUACUCCACCGUGAUGUGGCAUGCUCCCAACGUGACUGAUAACUCUGGUGAAUCCAUCACACCAACGCUGAGCCACAACUCAGGAGAUCAGUUUCCAUUUGGAUUAACCACAGUCACUGUGAAUGCCACCGACUCCAGUUUCAACGUUGGCUCGUGUGCCUUCACUGUUUAUGUUCUAGAUCCUGAGCCUCCGAUGAUUACCUGCCCGGACAAUCAAACGAGAUCCACAGAUCUGAAUGUAAAUCAUGUCAGCCUUGCACUACCUGAUGCAGCCUCUGCUUCUGACAACUCGGGAUCAUAUGUCAUCACCAUUGAUGUUGCUGGUUCUAUAUACAGCGUUGGUGACAGCGUUUCCCUUGACUUGGCUACUGGUCAACAUUUACUGCAGUACAUCAUCAGAGACAAUGCCUUGAAUAACGAUACGUGCGAUAUGUACAUCACUGUGAUUGAUGAUGAAGAUCCAAGGAUCACAUGUCCAGCGGCAAUGACAGUUCCUACUGAUGCUGGCUUAGCCACAGCCAAUGUAACCUGGGAGCUAGCCACUGUCGUGGAUAACUCCAUGCUGCCCAUUACACCUGUAGACGAUCCAGUAUCUGGUUCAAUCUUACCCAUUGGUGAUACUACAGUGCGGUUUAAUGCUACGGAUGAAAGCGGCAACAGUGCCUAUUGUACCUUUGUGGUAACAGUUGAAGAUAUGGAGCCGCCAUCAAUAAACUGCACAGAUCUCACAUUUUCAACAUCACCUGGCUUACCAACUGCCUACGUGACUUACGAUGAACCCCCUGCCACUGACAAUGUUGGAGUGAUGAAUACCAAUUGUUUCUAUGUUGAGACUUCUGGGCAAGUACUCAGUGUCGGCAUGCACCAAGCUAUUUGUGUGGCUACUGACUCAUCUGAUGAGAGAUUGACAGACGUAUGCACUUUAAUUAUCACUGUUGAGGAUAACGAAACUCCCAACAUCACCUGUCCUGCCAAUGAGACAGUUGCCACUGAUGGCGGUGCAGCUGUGGCUACAUUUGUCUUACCGGAUCUAGACUCUAGUGUUGACAACACUGAGAACUUCACCGUCUCCAUUGAUGUCGCUGGUGCCCAGUAUGACAUUGGUGACAAUGUAACGCUGAGCCUGGCUACCGGUGUGCAUCUGUUGCAGUACACUGCAACUGACUCUUACAAUAACAGUGAAAUGUGCGAUAUGUUCGUAACUGUGAUUGAUGAUGAAGAUCCAAUGAUCACAUGUCCAGCGGCAAAGACAGUUCCUAAUGAUGUUGGCCUAGCCACAGCCAAUGUAACCUGGGAGCUAGCCACUGUCAUGGAUAACUCCAUGCUGCCCAUUACACCUGUGGAUGAUCCAGUAUCUGGUUCAAUCUUACCCAUUGGUGAUACUACAGUGCGGUUUAAUGCUACGGAUGAAAGCGGCAACACUGCCUAUUGUACCUUUGUGGUAACAGUCGAAGAUGAUGAGGACCCUGUAGUAGACUGUCCUAUGGACAUUGAAGUCGAAGCAGACCCUGGACAGAACUACGCCACCGUGAUGUGGUAUUCUCCCAACGUGACUGAUAACUCUGGUGAAUCCAUCACACCAACGCUGAGCCACAACUCAGGAGAUCAGUUUCCAUUUGGAUUAACCACAGUCACUGUGAAUGCCACCGACUCCAGUUUCAACGUUGGCUCGUGUUCCUUCACUGUUAAUGUUCUAGAUCUUGAGCCUCCGAUGAUUACCUGCCCGGACAAUCAAACGAAUUCCACGGAUCUCAGUGCAGAUGAUGUCGCAGUUGCACUACCUGAUGCAGCCUCUGCUUCUGACAACUCGGGAUCAUAUGUCAUCACCAUCGACGUUGCUGGUUCUACAUACAUGGUCGGCAACAGUGUUACCCUCGACUUGGCUACUGGUCAACAUUUACUGCAGUACAUCAUCAGUGACAAUGCCUUGAAUAAUAACACAUGCGAUAUGUUCAUCACUGUGAUUGAUGAUGAAGAUCCAAGGAUCACAUGUCCAGCGGCAAAGACAGUUCCUACUGAUGAUGGCUUAGCCACAGCCAAUGUAACCUGGGAGCUAGCCACUGUCAUGGAUAACUCCAUGCUGCCCAUUACACCUGUAGACGAUCCAGUAUCUGGUUCAUUCUUACCCAUUGGUGAUACUACAGUGCGGUUUAAUGCUACGGAUGAAAGCGGCAACAGUGCCUAUUGUACCUUUGUGGUAACAGUUGAAGAUGAUGAGGACCCUGUGGUAGACUGCCCUAUGGACAUUGAAGUCGAUGCAGACCCUGGACAGAACUAUGCCACCGUGAUGUGGCAUGCUCCCAACGUGACUGAUAACUCUGGUGAAUCCAUCACACCAACGCUGAGCCAGGACUCAGGAGAUCAGUUUCCAUUUGGAUUAACCACAGUCACUGUCAAUGCCACCGACUCCAGUUUCAACCUUGGCUCGUGUUCCUUCACUGUUAAUGUUCUAGAUCUUGAGCCUCCGAUGAUUACCUGCCCGGACAAUCAAACGAAUUCCACGGAUCUCAGUGCAGAUGAUGUCGCAGUUGCACUACCUGAUGCAGCCUCUGCUUCUGACAACUCGGGAUCAUAUGUCAUCACCAUCGACGUUGCUGGUACUACACACAUGGUCGGCAACAGUGUUACCCUCGACUUGGCUACUGGUCAACAUUUACUGCAGUACAUCAUCAGUGACAAUGCCUUGAAUAAUAACACAUGCGAUAUGUUCAUCACUGUGAUUGAUGAAGAAGAUCCGGUUCUGACGUGUCCCGAGGACCAGAUGGUCGUGGUUCCGGACAACCAAUUGGAAGCCACCGUCACCUGGCUUCCACCCACUGUGACCGACAACUCGGGCGAGGUCCCCGAAGCAUUCCCCUCCCAGGAGAACGGGACAGCCGUACCGAUUGGUGUAGAGACUACCAUUUUCUACAACGCAACAGACUCUGCAGGCAACACUGGCUACUGCGACUUCACCAUUCUUGUGAUAGACAAUGUACCACCGGUCAUCACCUGCCCAGCUACCUUGACAGAGCCAACAGCAUUCAACAAGUUUUACGGCCCCGUCACCUGGGUCCCGCCUACAGUGACCGACAAUGUUCCGGCGACGGUCACGGUCAUGUCGGAUUACGUUAACGGCAGUAACUUUGACCUGGGAGAUACAGUCGUGACUCUAACAGCUAUUGAUGCCGCUGGUAACAACGAUACAUGCCAGUUUACAAUCACUAUCGUCGACUUGGAGCCGCCAGUUAUUUACAACUGUUCAGACGAUUUCAAUGUCACCACUGAGCCUGGAGAGGCCUAUGGGAUACCAGUGUUCACUGAGCCCACGGCCCAGGAUAACUCGGGCUCUGUCACCAUCGCUGGUCUGGGCCGGUCGGGGACCCAAUUCCUCAUCGGCCCGACUGAAGUCACAUAUGUAGCAAUCGAUGCCGCUAAUAACCCCACUGCGUGCAGGCUGACCAUCCUUGUGAUUGAUGAUGAACAUCCAGCAAUUCAAUCAGCAUCAGAAUGUCCUGCGGACAUCGUGGAAUUUAUACAGGACGCAAACUCGGACAACGUAACAGUGACGUGGACUGACCCCGUCUUUGAGGAUAACUCUGGAAUCGCUCCCACGGUAACGGUCACUCCACUAGCUAACAACUCGUUCUUCCCAGAAGGCAACACCACCGUUACCAUAGUAGCUGAAGAUCAGUCCGGCAACACAUUUGAGUGUGUUUUCUUGGUGACUAUUAAUGUGUAUGAUAUGACUCCACCUGUGUUCAGCGCUUGUCCACCCAGUUUUUCUCCCGUGGCGACCGACCCUGGUUUGGACACGGCCUCACCAUUUGAUUUUGGCAUCACGGUUAGCGAUACCGGAAGUGGCGUUGAGAGUGCUGUCCUAUCAACCAACAUGCCGUAUCAGAUCGGUGACAACCUUGUGUCAUUGUUUGCCCGGGACUUUGCAGGCAACGUUGACUACUGCAACUUCAAUGUGACUGUCUCUGACAACGAAAUGCCCAAUAUUACCAGUUGCCCAGUAGACCAAACAGUCUUUACCCGGACUGACAGUCCGUAUGGGUUCCCUACCUGGAUGGAUCCUGUCGCUGUGGACAACUCUGGCGUCGUCACAGUCAACUGCUCCAUGCAGUCUGGAGAUGCCUUUGUUAUCGCCGACACAACCGUGGUGUGCACAGCCUGGGAUCCCAGUAACAACAUGGAGACGUGCUCAUUCAUCGUUACCGUUGUCGAUAACCAGCCUCCCGUUGUGACGUUCUGUCCGGAAAACAUCAACCAGGGGACUGAUGCAGGCGAAGCCACAGCCGUUGUUACUUUCAGCCAACCAACGGCAACGGAUAAUGACGGACUGCCGAUCAUCCCAGUCGGUUCCCAUCCCAAUAAUUCAACAUUUGACCUGAACGAUACCUACGUCUCCUUCACCUUUACGGACUCCAGUGAUAACGUCGCAUAUUGCAACUUCACUAUCACAGUAGUUGAUGAUGAGGCACCAACUGCUGGUGACACCUGCCCCAACGACACCUUGGUCUACACCCCUACAGGCAGGCCUACCGCCCCGGUACAAUGGGUCAUUCCAAUGGCCUUUGACAAUGUCGGGGUCGUUGGUACAUCGUACACCCACCUUCCUGGUGAUGAGUUUCCCAUCGGCAUGACAACUGUGGUUUAUACGAGUACGGAUGCUGCCGGUAAUGUGGGCACAUGUCAGUUUGUGGUUGAAGUGCAAGAUACGGAAAACCCAGUGUUUGACCUGUGUCCGCUGCCUAUAACCCAGCCAACGGACCAAGGCAGCCCUGAUGCUACCGUCUUCUGGACUGUGCCUAAUGUGACGGACAACUCCGGCAUCAUAGCGUCCCUGGAUGUCAGUAAUGUACCUGGUGAAAUGUUCUCUAUUGGCCCACACACUGUGACCUACACGGCUGUGGAUGAAGACAAUAACAUCGGCACCUGCAGCUUUCCUAUAACGAUCUCUGAUGAUGAGGCUCCUGUGCUGGAUAAUUGUCAAAAUAACGUCACGUUGUAUGUGCCACCUGACUCAACACAGCUGAGUGCCAGCUGGCCUUUUCCUACGGCCACCGACAACGCGGGACCACCCACGGUCUUCAAUGCCACCUAUACAGAAAUUGCAGUCAGCCAGAGUCCGGUCACUGUAACCAUAGACUGGCAGGCUGGGUUUGUCACCGUCCAACAGCUGUACAUCGGACACUAUCAAUGCAUCAUCAGAGCAGAGGAUGCGGCUGGCAAUUCUGUAGAGUGUGUCACAGAAUUGUGGAUUCUCGAUGAUGUCAAGCCUGUCUUUGAUCAAUGCCCUCCUGUACUCCAAGCAAGCUACCCAACUGACUUGAACCUCCCAACAGCCGUCGUCAGUUGGACUCCACCAAAUGUAACCGAUAACAGUGGGGGAACUGUCACGGUCGAUGCCAGUCAUAUGCCAGGGAUGGCAUUCGACAUUGGAGUAACAACAGUCACAUUGGAUGCUACUGAUGACAGUGGCAACAUGGAGUCAUGCGUGUUCAAUGUCACUGUUGUCGACGAACAGCGACCCAAUGUGACCUGCCCUUCUGGCUUCACACUCUACACUGAUCCACAAUCCAACGUUAGCACUGGUGGCUGGUCUCUGCCUGAUGAUGCAUUUGAUAAUUCUGGUGUCUUCACUGCGACAUCGUCACUGGAUCCUACAGAACCACUGGCUGUUUCUAAUCACCAUGUCUCCUACACUGUUGUGGAUGCAGCCGGCAAUGACAUUAAUUGUGAUUUCUACAUUACUGUGCUUGACAACGAGGAUCCCUACUUUGAGCCGUGCCCGGCUUCGAUGACAUUUCAAACUGACCCACAGCAGAACACCGCCAAUGUGACAUGGCCGCCUGUCAUUCCGAUGGACAACGAUGCAGUUCAGGAGUAUAGCUCCAACUACCAGCCUGGGCACUUAUUCCCAAUUGGUGACACAGACGUUGAGUACAACGUGACUGACACAUCAGGGAAUAAAGGUUCCUGCUUUUUUGUGGUGACAGUUGAAGACAUGGAGCCUCCUACUAUUACUUGUCCCGAUCCAGCCAUUGUAACUGACACAGACCCUCAACGGAGUGUCGCUAAUGUGACAUUUGUCACGACUGCUGCUGACAAUAGUGGGGAGUGGACAGUGUCAUGCACCCCAGCCUCGGCAACCAACUUCCAAGUUGGAGUGCAGAAUGUCAUGUGUAUCGCCACUGAUCCCUCGGACAACACCGAGACCUGCUCAUUUGCUGUCUUGGUAUCAGACAACGAAGAUCCCGUCUUUGAUUUCUGUCCGUCUGAUAUCACACUCAAUGAACCACUGGAGAGUUUCGUCAACUUCACCAUCAUGGUCAACUGGACUCUACCCGUGGUGACUGACAACGUGGACGUGGUUCGAUUGGAAGUAACUCAUGAACCAGGCAGUGUCUUUGGCAUUGGCAGUCACCUGGUUAUGUACACAGCCUACGAUGCUGCCGAUAAUAUGGCUACUUGUCAGUUCAACGUCUUUGUAAAUGACGUGCAGCCACCAGUCAUCACAGGCUGUCCCAUGAACCUUCCUAGGUUCCCAACUGACCCCACUCGGGAUACAGCCAGAGCAUUCUGGGAUGAACCUCAAGCUUCAGACAACUCGGGCAGCGUAACUCUGACCUCUAACUACGACGUUGGUGAUGCGUUCCCUGUCGGAGAUACCGUGGUGGUGUACACGGCAGAGGAUGGCAGUGGUAACGCCGUCAACUGCAGCUUUGUUGUCCAGGUCUAUGAUAACGAGCCUCCUGCAUUCACUGGCUGCCCCUUCCAAGGAGUCACCAGCGACACAAGUCUGCAGAGCGAUCGUGGAGUAGCUUCGUGGUCAGAACCUCAAGGCACAGAUAACGUGGCGGUAGCCAAUGAACAGUCAGACUACCGGCCAGGAGAUAGCUUCCCAUUGGGUGCAACUGUCGUGACAUACAAUGUGACUGAUACCGCGGGAUUGGUCGCCGAAUGUUCGUUCACUGUACUGAUCCAAGACAAUGAGGAUCCAGUCUUAGAGUGCCCGGAAGACAUAACCGUCAACAUCUUCACACAUCAAGGGAGCGUGGCUGUGAACUACACCACGGUCAAUGCCACGGAUUACGCCAGUGGGCUUGAUACAUUAACCUGCAGCGUUGCGUCGGGCUCGUCCUUCUCCAUCGGCACAAACGACGUCACCUGCACCGCUGAGGAUUUGGCCAACAAUGUCAACUUUUGCAUCUUCCGAGUGAUCGUGGUUGGGUCUGAUGACACCAUACUACCAGUGAUCUCCAACUGCCCGAUGAACAUCACGCUACCUUCCGACAACACUACGUCCACAACCAUCGUCAGCUGGACUCCCCCGACUGCCACUGACAACUCCGGUGACCCGGUCACCUUGGACGUCACCACAGAGCCAGGAUCGCCAUUCAGUCUUGGAGUCAGCGUGGUGACGUAUACUGCAACCGAUGCAGCUGGCCUGGUCAGCACCUGUGACUUCAGUGUCACCAUACUUGAUCUGGAGAACCCUCAUAUCCUGCAGUGUCCAGCGGACAUCACUCGGCCCACAGAUUCCGGGAUGGACUCGGCCGUUGUGGACUGGGCCUCCCCUGGGGCCAUUGAUAACUCGGGCACGGUCACGCUGGUCGCUAGUGAAACCCCAGGAUCUGCAUUCUACCUCGGAGUGACUUUCGUCACCUACACUGCAACCGACUCUGAUGACAAUGUGGAGCAGUGCAUCUUUAUGAUUGAAAUCAUAGAUGAGGAGGAUCCAGUGAUCACAGGCUGCCCCACUGUCCAGCUCCAGCGAGAAACAGAACCUGGCCAGAACUACUCCCUGGUCAUGUGGGAUGAGAUCGCCAUCAGUGAUAACAGCGGCAAUUGGACUGUGGAGACUACUGGCCCAUCCCAGGGGAGAAUCAAUGUCGGUGAUCAUCAAGUCACCUAUGUGGCUACAGAUUCAGCUGGCAACCCUGCACAAUGCAGCUUCUCUAUACGGGUUAUAGACACAGAGCUGCCUGUUUUCUCCAACUGUCCGACUGAGAUCAUCAAAUUGGUGAAUGAGAGCGGGCGAGAUGCUGUGGUGACUUGGAAUGCACUCCAGAUCACUGACAAUGUCGGAGUAGACGCAGGAACCUUGUCGAGUACCCAUAACUCAGGCGACACAUUUCCGUUUGGUGGUCCCACCACAGUCACAGUCAAUGUGGCUGAUGUGAAUGGCAAUACCAACUUCUGCAGUUUCACUGUCACAGUCUCAGACAUGGAGCCUCCAGUAUUCCAAACCUGUCCCGAUGACAUCAUCGGCAUCCCUACCGAUGCCAUCACUUGGACCACACCCACUGUGACAGACAACACCGUUAUCUUUACAUUGAUCGCCUCUAGAUCCCCGGGUAUGUUCAGCCUGGGAGUGCAUCAUGUGACAUACACGGCGACUGAUGACCAUAACAACCAGCAAACAUGCACAUUCACUAUUACCAUUGAAGAGAACAACAAGCCCAUGGUGUCCAACUGCCCGGUCAUGUUGACCCGUUAUAUACCCGAGGGUGAGAGUCAGGUAGAAGUGACAUGGACCGAACCCACAGCUACCGACCAGGAUGGCAUCGCUAGGAUAGAGCAGAACUUCUACCCCGGACAGAACUUCACCCUGGGAGCGUAUCAGGUCACCUACAUGUUCAUUGAUAACGCAGGAUUUGCAGCCACGUGCCAGUUUGUUCUGAAUGUUGAACGAACUCCCGACACCACCCCACCAGACAUCACAAACUGCCCCAUGGACCAAGCAGAGACACUCCCAGAGGGCCAGAUCAAAGUGGGUGUGUCCUGGACCGAGCCCACCAUCGUCGAUGCCAGGGGAACAGUCAGUGUGGACGUGAACUAUCGGCCGGGGGACCUAUUCUCAGCUGGUACUACGCAAGUGGUUUAUGUGGCUACUGAUGGUGCUGGUAACACAGCUAACUGCACAUUCAAUGUGCAUGUCGAUGUGAUUGACACGGUCAAUCCCUUCUGGAGUGGCUGUCCUGGUGACAUCCAGGCCUUUGUUCCAUUUGGCACGCCCUCUAAAUCAGUGACCUGGACUCCGCCCACCGCCUCGGAUGCCAUCAGCUCGGUCACCACCACGGCGUCACACACUCCCGGUGCCCAGUUCAACGUUGGAGACACCCAAGUGGUCUACACGGCUACCGACGUGGCUGGUAACCGGGGGUAUUGCAACUUCACCAUCACUAUCACAGAGGCUGUUGACACACAGGACCCCAUCAUUAACGGCUGCCCCAUGAAUAUCACCAGAGAAGUCAACCCAGGCAUCACGCAGCUGUCUGUCUCCUGGACCCCACCCACGGCCAUUGAUGAUUUUGGCACUCCGUCGUUUGUCUCCAACUUUCAGGUUGGGCAUACCUUCGCAGUCAGUACGCAUGAGGUCGUGUACACGGCCACAGACGGGUCUGGUAAUAGUGCCGAAUGUAGAUUCUCCAUCACGAUAACUGCUCUCACUGACUCGACCCCACCGACUAUCUCCAACUGUCCCGCCAAAAUAACCAGGCGUGUUGGCGCUGCCGUGACGUCUAUCAUCGUUGCCUGGACACCUCCCACGGCCUCCGAUGAUUUCUCCGGCGUCAGUCUCACCACGACCCACAAUCCGUCCAACUCGUUCCAGUCCGGGACGACGGUUGUCACAUACACAGCUGAAGAUGGCGUUGGCAACACAGUCACCUGUGUCUUCAGUGUCAACAUUAUCAAUGAUGCCACCGCUCCUGUCUUUGUGGGAUGCCCAAGUGAUGUCGGUGCGACUGCUCCCCCAGGCCAGAAUCAGGCCACUGCAUCCUGGACGCCCCCUACCGCUACCGACGACUCCGGGGAACCAGUUAACCUGCAAACCACUCACGAGCCCCCCACGCUAUUCAACCUGGGCAUGACGACGGUCACCUACACGGCCUUUGAUAACUACGGCAAUUCAGACACCUGUUCUUUCGUUGUCGACGUUGUCGAUGAUCAAGGUGCGCCAACCAUUCUGAACUGCCCAGACAGCAUCAAUCAUUACGUGGCGUCAGGGGUACCCCAAGCCAACGUAGCGUGGACCGCUCCUACAGCGCUUCCCGCUUCAGCGACUCUAACGACCGACCGUGAACCAGGGACUAGCUUCAACGCUGGUACUAGCACACUGGUAACCUACACGGCUACAGACGACCUCAGCCGCUCUUCCACUUGCUCAUUUACUGUUGCUGUCAUAGUGGAUACCCAGGCUCCAGUGAUAGUGAAUUGUCUGUCCAAUAUUGCAGAGACCGUACCCCAGGGUCAGACUUCCCUCUCCGUCAGCUGGACUCCUCCAGUAGCCACUGACAAUUCAGGUCAAGUCACUCUGACACCGUCACACAAUCCUGGCGAUGGUUUCACGGUACAGACCACGCCGGUCACCUACACGGCUACAGAUCCAUUUGGUUUGACGGCAGUGUGUCAAUUCACUGUGACUGUCACAGUUUCUAACGACAACACGUUACCAGUGAUUUCCAACUGCCCGUCCAAUAUCGCGAGAGCGACAGACACUGGUCUGGCCACGGCCUCAGUCACAUGGACCGCUCCCACGGCAACCGAUGACCAAGGAGCUGUAACGUUGACGUCCGACAUCUCCCCUGGAUUUGCCUUCCCUAUUGGGAUGACUGAAGUUACGUACACGGCUAUCGAUGGCAAUAACAACCAAGUCACUUGCGUGUUCACUGUCACUGUUACUGAUGAAGAGAACCCUACUCUUGCUAACUGUCCACAGAGUUUCACUCUGUCCGUGGCCCAAGCCACGGAUCAGGCCAUCGCUAAUUGGACGCCGCCGACCGCCUCAGACAACUCGGGCACGGUAACCCGGACGACGACCUUUGAACCUGGCCAAUCACUGUCUGUGGGCCAAUAUCCGGUGACGUAUACAGCAACGGACCCUGCUGACUUGACGGCAACAUGCACGUUCACUGUCACUGUACAACCUAGUACGGGCUGUAAUGCCAGUCCCUGCAACAAUGGUGGUGCAUGCAUCCCUGCUGCUAAUAAUGGAUUCACCUGCUCAUGUACAUCAUUCUGGAUGGGUACAACCUGUGAUGAGGAUGUCAAUGAAUGUGCGUCGGCCCCAGCAACUUCCGAGUGUUCAGCUAGGGGAUUGAGCUGUUUCAACCGACUGGAUCCCGUUGGCUACACCUGUGACUGCCCUGUGGGCUUCGUGAGAGCUGGAAACUCUGACAAUUGCUUAAGGGCGAGAAGUUUCCGCUUCCGAAUCACCAUUGUUGAGAUCAACGGAGCUCUAGCUGUGUUUGUCACAGGCCUGGGCAAUUCCAAUACCGUUAUUUUCCUGAGUCAUCAAAUACGACUUCAAGUUUUGUUUGCUCUGGUGUUUAGUGGCAUGCCGGGCUUUGGCAAUGUCGUCGUGCUGUUCUUCUCCCCCGGUAGCAUCGUGGUUGAAGCGGUGGUCAAUUUUGACCCAAGUUCAACAGUGACUCAGGAGGACGUCAAUAACGCCGUGCGGCAAGGAAUCACCACUGGAGAUCUGCUCAUGGGAUCCGAAUACAAGGUCACUCCUAGUCCUUCAGUUGUCAUCGAAGAGGUUUGUGUUGAUGGUUACUGCCAGAAUGGAGGGACGUGUGCACCGAGCUCUGCCAGCUAUCUCAGUACAUGCAUAUGCCCAUCGGGAUAUGGCGGUGACAGAUGCCAGAGUAUGAUUGUAACAACAACUACACCUGCGCCCGGUGGCGGAGGCCUGUCCACAGAAGCCAUCAUUGCCAUUGCCGUUGGGGCUGCUGUAGCACUGCUACUCAUAUUACUGAUAUCCUUGGCGGUGUGCUACCUGGCGACACGAGGCAGAGGCAGGCGAAGCGACUAUUUGUACAGAGAGGAUUACGAGGGUGACAGAGGCCCGAAACACCGCACCAACGGGUCGGUGUAUGACGUACAGUUCCAACCAAGAGAGAAUAAUGGCUACAGGCCCUCAGCAGCAUCGCAGUUCUCUGUUCCUUACAUGGCAUCCGGGAGAGAAGCUGGAAUCCCGCUUCACCGGCUGAUAGACAGAGGGGAUGCUGAUUACUACUAGAUGAGGUCAAAGGUCAUGGUUGCUCAACGUUCCUGGUGACCCCUGACCUCUUCAAGAAAUUUAAUGUGCAUAACUGUAUAUGAGGAAGAAUAUUUUAAAACUGCUAUGCAAAUGAUUCUGUCAUUGUUACGGCAUGGACGAUAAUAUAUAUAUUUACUUUGAAUGACUUAGGUGAUUUUGAAACUAGCUAAGGCCUCUAUAUUUUAAAUGCAAAAGUUGGUAGCCAGGUCUUUUUAAAUUUGAAAGAUUAAUGGAUCAUAAGUUAUGAUCAUUAGCAAUAAUAAGACAAACUAUAUUCAAUUGAGAUACCGGUACAUAGUUUUAAGCAAUAUAUAUUUAACCUCAUGUAACUUACUAGUACUAAUUAUGUCUAUUCUAGAACAAUAACUCUUUCUGAAGUAGAGCAGAUUUAUUCAAUUUUAAUCACUCUGUGCAAGGCUCAAUGACUCGAAAACACCGAUUUUAUAAAAGAUUAUUGUACUAUAUCUAUGCACAUUAUCCAGAUAUAUGAAUGCAAUAUUAUAUAGAAUUUGUUUUGCGUUGUAUGUUAACAGUACUUACAAAAAAAAUAUCUGAUUAAUUGGCGUAAAGUCAUGUCCCUCAUAUCAAAACACAGAUUGUGAGAAUUUAGUGUCAAUGUGCCAAACUUAUACUGAAGGAGUACUUUCGAUUGGAAUGCUAUAUUUUGGGCUCUUAAACAUCUUCCCCUGAAAUGGUAAUUGGAUUAAUGAACAAUGAAUAAGAUAUAUGUAAUUGCACACAACCAUUCCAUGAAAACAUGUGAUUUUCAUGUAUUUUUGCACUACAGAAUGCUGGUACUGCGUGCAAUGUAACAGCCCUAGUGUGAUGGCUCUAAUCACUUCUAAAAUUUGUUCAGGCGAGGCCAACAACGUGUUUAAACAAAAUUGUCAGACCUACAUGUAAACGAACAAGGUUUUCAAUAUUUUCUCAAUGAAUGUGAGACAUUAUUUGGAAUUCCUGUCUUUGUCCCUGACCUUUGAACAAUCUAAAGCACUAAAUUUUGGCGAUCUUUAGAUCAAAGGGCACCAAUAUCUCAAGCCAAUAGAAGCCAAUUUUUUUUUUGAAAAGAAAUCCAGAACUUAAAAGGUGUAAAUCUGGUAAAACGGGUUUUAAGUAUAGUUAAAUGCUUAAUCAUGUGUUGACAACUAUGGUUGAAUUUUGCAAUAAAAAUACACUGGGAACAUAUAUCGUUCCAUAAGGCGUUCCUUUGAAAAUUUGGGAGCCAAUGGUAUAGCGCUGUUUGUUACGGCAAUUAUGUAGCAAUUGAAGUAUGAAUAUAAUAAUAACUGACACUGUCAUUUCCCAAAAUAUUAUUAACUAGUGCCAAGUGUACAUUAUGAUUAAAAGUAAGUUUGAUAGAUAA